UCUGCCUGUUUCCCUUUCCGAAGCGAGACAAAGCCAAGAAUGGAGCGGUGGCUUCCACUAUUCGACAUUUUCUUGAACUCCCCUUGUCCUGAAACAGAAGCGUCUCUAUGGCUGCAACGUUCUUUUGACCCUUCAUCAACUGCUCCCCCAAUUUCCACAUCUUCUUUCCUUCAAUUGCUCACAAAUCCUUCCGACGUCAUCGUUCUUAACUCUUCCCCCUCUCUACAAUCUCCACCACCUCAUACCAAAAGAUUUAUGUUUAUACAGACGCUGCCUAAUUUUGUCCAGGCUCGAAUUUUGUCAUUUCUUGUUUAUGACCGCAAGAGAUUCUGCAGGAGAGAUUUGAUUAAAUUUGCUAGAAGCAUAUUGGGUGAGGAUCAAGAGCUGGAUUUUUGGGUGAAGAGAGGUGCGCACCAAUUGCUUGAUUUGUUGUCUGGCUCAGGUUUCGAAUGGAUUUCUAACUUAAACCUGGAUUCUGAAGAAGACAAUGCCGAGGAUGAGUUUAGGGCAAUGCCAGAUUGGCUUAAAGAUGCUGCAAAGAAUCGUAAUUCUGUACUACUUCCUUGGCUUCCGAUAUUACCUGAUGAGGUCAAUUUGAGAAAGCCAUUUGGUAAUUGUGAAGAUGAUGAAGAUUCGGAUAACGAUGCUGAAAAGGAGAAACAAGAGUAUGGGGAUGACGUAAUGCGAGAAGAUGUGGUUGGUGGUCAGGAAGACGUUGGUAUGAACCCUGAAGUUGAAACGAGGGCUGAUUUCCUGAAAAAUCAGAUCCUAAAGUUUGAGACUACUUCCAAGACCGUGGAAGUGACUAAUGAGAUUCGCCGGCUUUGUGUGGAAAGUAGAGUGGAUUCUUUGGCUAUUUUGGAGUUGAUUGAACCUUGGAAGGCCGAUGAUGAGACUGCUUCAAUUAUGAUUUCACAGCUUUUAGGUGGAGGUGAAGAUGAACUUGGCUGGCCAAGUCAUGUUCUUUGCUCUAUCAUUCUUCCCAAAAUGUUAUCUCUUACAGAGCCUGCUUCUCGUGUGCUGGUCAGUGCCACCAUAGAAUACUGCAAGAUCCAUGGAAGGGCUGCUGAGUAUGCAUUGCUGUUUCCAUUGAUUCUAAAAGUUGAUGGAAUAAAUAAUCCCAUGUGUGAUGUUCUUACAAGGAUAGUUAGAGAGUGCUUGCAUCCAGCCCAUGCAGCUGCCUUCUUCCAAAAACUUCUAUGUGAAGAUGCCAAGAAUUUCAUAUGCCUUCCCUGCCACAGAUGCCUGAUAGCCGGUGAACUGGUAUGGACAGAGUCGUUAUUUUACUUGAUGCAAAAUGUUUUAAAUCACAAUGUUCAUUUGACCCAAGAUGCUGUUGAGCAACUCGUUCAAGAGGUAUACAAGUCGACAAAGCGAUUUCCAAGAUCUUUGAAGUUAGGCAACUUUUUGUUAAGCUUUGUCAACAAAUUUGCUCCUCUCUUAAGGCCUCAUAAGCGAUCGCUGAUGGAAGCUGUGGAGCAUACUGAUACUCUAGUUACCAAAUCUUUGAUAUCUAAAUUGGCUAGCUUGUAACUGCACAUGGAAAAUUACCGUUCUGUUGCCAGAUAUUUUGACACAGGUAGGAUUCUGGGCAGGAGUUAAUCCUUUUUUUGGAGCAUAUGAGAUGAGGAUCGUCAUCAGAUAUUUGAAGAUAAUGGUUGGUGAUGUUAUGUUUGUACUCUCACCAGUCUUACUUUUUAAAAAAAGUAAAAAUUGUUUUUAUUCUGUA
Coffea eugenioides is the source of this 1729-nucleotide messenger RNA. RefSeq lists its product as uncharacterized. The record is from RefSeq and is a predicted model, not a curated record. NCBI's taxonomy places the organism in Eukaryota, Viridiplantae, Streptophyta, Magnoliopsida, Gentianales, Rubiaceae. Gene Ontology annotation, cellular component: Fanconi anaemia nuclear complex. The coding region runs from base 40 to 1533 and encodes 497 amino acids. Gene Ontology annotation, biological process: interstrand cross-link repair. The transcript is spliced from 2 exons.